This is a messenger RNA of Helianthus annuus (common sunflower), 2992 nucleotides long. RefSeq lists its product as uncharacterized. NCBI's taxonomy places the organism in Eukaryota, Viridiplantae, Streptophyta, Magnoliopsida, Asterales, Asteraceae. The record is from RefSeq and is a predicted model, not a curated record. The transcript is spliced from 6 exons. Gene Ontology annotation, molecular function: protein binding. The coding region runs from base 94 to 2649 and encodes 851 amino acids.
GGAGGUGAUUAAAUGUAUCUCUCUCACACACACACACACUCUCACGUCAUAUACUUCAAAGAUCUAUAAGCUUUGUUGUGGUGUAACGCUAAUAUGAGUGCUCCAGCAGGAACACAAGACCUUAACUACUUAUAUGCAUCGAUUGCUAAUGUAUCCAACUUUGUUUCAGUGAAACUUUCAGGCAACAAUAAUUAUCAUGUUUGGAAGUCGCAAAUGCUUUGCUUGUUGGACAGUAACAAUAUGGGUGGAAUUGUGGAUUCCACAUUUGUCGGCCCAACAAAUUCGGACACAAACAUAGUGAGACAAUACGACAGUCUUGCUAGAGGUUGGAUUUUCGGUUCUGUUAGUGAAGGUGUACUUGCAGUUGUCCACAAUCUUGGUUCCGCUAAAGCUGUUUGGGAUAAACUAAAAUCCAUUUAUGAUCUUCCUAUAUGUUUGCAAGAAGAUUCAACUUCAAAAGAAUCUGAUGCGGAAACAGAAAAAAACGUCGACAGAGAUUCUGUUUCAGUGGAAACAAACACAAUUGAAGAAGAUGCAGAUUCAACAAAAAUAGUAGUUACAAUAGAAACCCAAACAAAAAAUGAAGACGAGCUAGAGAGUAAAAAGAAGAUCCAACAUAAGAACUUACGGGAAGCCACUAUAAACGGGGUCUGGUUUGAUACAGCAAUCUUGCUAGAUAAAGAUAAGGACCUAGCAACAGAGCCAAUCAGUGAUGAUGGCAGCACAAUACUUCACUUUGCAGUUGCAAUAGGUCGUAAUGAUUUUGUGAAAAGAUUGUUUAGGUAUAUAAAUGAUGAGCAAGUACUUAAACAGAGAGACUCUGAUGGAAGCACGGCGCUUCACAUUGCUGCUAUUGUUGGGAACAAACAAGCAGCUGAUCUCCUGGUUAAAAAGAACAACAAGUUGUUACGAAUUGAAGACCAUGAGGGUGAAUUACCACUAAAGAAGGCUUAUGAAAAUAUGCAUCUUGAUACCAUUGAAUAUUUGAUGAAAGCUAUUGAUGAUAAUAAACAACUCGAGUCGUUAUUUUCCAUACCUGAUGAAGAAAUUGGUGUCCGCCUUCUUGUUAAUGCUAUUUCUGCAAAACAUUACAGUUUAGCAUCAAACUUGGUGCAAAGGCUUCCUAAAUUUGCUUCAAAAGGAGAUGAUGUACUCAUGGCUCUAGCUAAAACCUUUCCGAGUGGGCUAAACUUUGGAGAAAAAUUCUUCUAUCCUUGUAUUUGCAAUGGGUUACAUAUUUAUUAUUUGGACUUCUAUUUUAAGAGGAUUGAUUGUGGUUUUUCUAUUUCAGCUCUGGACGGUAUUUGGAAAGGUAUGAAAUAUUUAGCCGAAGCUAUGACAUGGAUUCCAAAAAUGGUGCAACUAGCCAUUAAGCACGUGUUAAAGGCUGACCUAUGUGUAAUAAUUGUUUUCUGGCCGAUAUAUGUAAUUUUAUUAGUAGUAAUGUUCAUGUUCCUAAUUGCCUUUUUUUCUAGAUGGCUCAUCGAAUUGAUCAUAUUGAUCAUUCGUUUCUCAUUCUAUCUGCUUUGUUCCCUCGCAAAGAUGCUAUCUGUUCCACCCAUUAAACGUAUCGAGAGAAAAAAGAAGGAAUGGGAUGAAGCGACUAAGCUUCUAAAAUUGGUAUGUGAUGAAAUAGACAAGUCGAAGCAUUCUGGUACUCAUCACCACCAUUAUACCCUACCAAUUCUUGAGGCUGCACGUCAAAAUGCUUAUAAAGUCGUUGAUGAGAUUUUAUAUAGAUCACCUGAAGCAAUUCAUAGUAAAGACAACAGUGGGCAUGAUAUUAUUCAGUUAGCAAUAAGAAACCGUUCGGAAAAAAUCUACAAUCUUAUCUAUGACAUUGGUGAGCGUAAGAAUCUUUAUAGAAUGUAUAAAGAUUCUUCUGGAAACAAUAUCUUGCACUUGGCCGGAAAAUUGGCUCCUUCAAAUGUACUCAAUCGGAGAACUGGUGCAGCGUUACAACUACAACGAGAGCUUCAAUGGCAUGAGGAAGUGAAGAAACUUGUGUUUCCUACAUAUAUUACUCAAGAGAACAUUUUUAAGGAGACACCAGAUAUGGUUUUCACAAGGGAACAUGAGAAAUUGGUGAAGGAAGGAGAACAGUGGAUGAAAACCACUGCAGAGUCAUGUAGUAUCACUGCUGCAUUAAUUACCACAAUCGUAUUUGCAGCUGCAAUUACCGUACCUGGCGGUAGCAAUCAAAAUACUGGGACCCCCUUAUUUAAAAAGGAACCUGCAUUCAUUAUAUUUGCUAUAUCGGAUGCAAUCUCUCUAUUCGCAUCCAGUACUUCGUUACUUGUGUUCUUGUCUAUCUUAACAGCACGUUUUGCAGAGAAAGACUUUCUAUUGAGUUUGCCAAACAGAUUGUUCAUUGGACUUUUCUCUUUAUUACUCUCUACUACAGCCAUGAUGGUAGCCUUCAGCGCAACCCUGUUUCUUGUCUUUUGCAAUGGAAAAUUAAGGAUGCUUGCUCCUAUAUGUGUAUUAGCUUUCAUUCCUAUUACCUUUUUUGUUGGUCUACAAUUCCCUCUCAUGGUGGAUCUUUUCAGGUCAACAUAUUUAAACAUCUUUGGCAAGCAAAUAGUGACAGGCAUUCUCAGAAGUUUUAAUCCGGACGACAUACGGUUGCGUUUUGGUAUAAGAAACUAGUACACACCUCCAAAUCAUGUAGUCCAUGGUAUGUAUAAUGGUAUAGAGGUGCCAGUGAAUUGUAGAAAAAAUGUCAUUGAUGAGUGAUACAAUUACACGGGAAAGCUAUCGGUAUAUAUACUGGGUUGUAGAAGUGUUGAAAUAAUGACAUACGAAAACAUGGUUGGCUGAAUAUGAGAUUUACACCUAAGCAAAGUGAUGUCAUGCUUUUGUGACCUUUACUAGAUAAGUAAGAUUGAUAUUUUUUUUAAGAAAUUUAUUUUUUUAUUUAAAGAAUGGUUGACUAAAUAAAUAUGUAAUUAUUAUUUUUCUAGAAAUGAAGAGAGAUUAAUAGGUUACCAUC